AUGUCUCGGGCUGUUCAUCUUCCAGUCCCCUGUCCUGUUCAGCUUGGUACCAUAAGAAAUGACUCCUUGGAAGCUCAGCUUCAUGAGUAUGUCAAACAAGGGAACUAUGUGAAAGUGAAGAAAAUUCUUAAGAAAGGAAUUUAUGUGGAUGCAGUUAACUCCCUGGGCCAGACAGCACUUUUUGUUGCAGCAUUAUUAGGCCUUGCAAAAUUAGUUGAUGUUCUGGUGGAUUAUGGAUCAGACCCAAAUCACCGCUGCUUUGAUGGGAGCACCCCUGUCCAUGCAGCAGCAUUUUCAGGCAAUCAGUGGAUUCUCAGCAAACUCCUGGAUGCCGGAGGUGACCUGCGACUCCAUGAUCAGAAGGGUCGAAACCCGCAGACCUGGGCCUUGACAGCAGGAAAGGAGCGUAGCACCCCGAUGGUCGAGUUCAUGCAGCGCUGCGCCUCACACAUGCAGGCCAUCAUCCAGGGCUUCUCUUAUGACCUGCUGAAGAAGAUAGACUCCCCACAGCGGCUCAUCUGCAGCCCGCCCUGGUUUGGGGGCCUCAUGCAGGGAAACCCUAAUGGCUCUCCUAACCGACUUCUUAAAGCUGGAGUCAUUUCUGCCCAAAAUAUCUACAGCUUUGGCUUUGGAAAGUUUUACCUCACAGGGGGGACGCAGCUUGCCUAUCUAGGAUCUCUUCCAGUCAUUGGAGAAAAAGAAGUGAUUCAAGCUGAUGAUGAGCCCACCUUCUCUUUCUUCAGUGGCCCCCACAUGGUCAUGACCAACCUGGUGUGGAACGGGAGUAGGGUCACAGUAAAAGAGCUGAAUCUCCCCACCCACCCACACUGCAGCAGGCUGCGGCUGGCCGACCUGUUAAUUGCUGAGCAGGAACACAGCAGCAAGCUGCGGCACCCACACCUGCUGCAGCUGAUGGCUGUGUGCCUGUCUCAGGACCUGGAGCAAACCCGCCUCGUGUAUGAGCGCAUCACCGUGGGCACAUUGUUCAGCAUCCUCCAUGAACGACGGUCGCAGUUCCCGAUGCUACACAUGGAGGUGAUUGUGCACCUGCUGCUCCAGAUCUCUGAUGCCCUGAGAUACCUGCAUUCUCGGGGGUUCAUCCAUCGCUCCCUCAGCUCUUACGCUGUCCACAUCGUCUCCCCUGGGGAAGCAAGGCUGACCAACCUGGAGUACAUGAUGGAAAGCCGGGACGGAGGUAUACAUAGGGACCUGACUCGAGUACCCCUCCCUGCCCAGCUGUACAACUGGGCUGCACCAGAAGUGAUCUUACAGAAGGCAGCCACGGUGACGUCAGACAUCUACAGCUUUUCUGUGAUGAUACAAGAGAUUUUAACAGAUAACAUACCCUGGAAUGGCUUAGAUGGCUCAGUUAUUAAAGAAGCUAUAGUCUUGGGAAAUUAUUUAGAAGCUGAUGUGAGGCUUCCAAAACCUUACUAUGAUAUUGUUAAGUCAGGCCUCCAGGUCAAGCAGAGAGACCGAACUAUGAACCUUCAAGAUAUCCGGUAUAUUCUGAAGAAUGACUUAAAGGAUUUUAUUGGAGCCCAGAGGACUCAGCCAACUGAGAGCUCCAGGGUGCAGAGAUAUGAACUCCAUCCUGAUGUCAAUGUUCAUCUAGGACUGACUUCAGAACAUCCAAAAGAGACCCCUGACUUGGAAAUCAAAGAGCUAAAGGAAACAGGCAGUCAGCCUCAUUCACCAAGGAGUCACUUUUCUCCCACUGAGAAAAGAGCACCAGAUCCUCAGGCCCCAGGGCCCAGUCUGACUGCCAAGGAGACUCAGAAUCAAGACACUCUUUCUGAUCCAUUUGUGGCAGAAGAGGCCAGCAGCCCCAGCCUAGGUCAGGCAAGUCUCUGCAGCUUCGAAAUCAAUGAAAUCUACUUAGGCUGUCUGAACUGGAAAGAUGACAAAGAGGAAGAGCCUCCAGGAGCUGCUUCAUCUCUUGAGGGGAAUAGACCAAACCAGGUAGAUGAACUGAAAUCCAUGGAAGAAGAGUUGGAUAAGAUGGAGAGAGAGGCCUGCUGUUUUUGUGAUGAGGGUGAGAGCUCUUCAGAAGCUGACACAGUGCUCUCCUUCGAGGACUGGGACUGGCAAAAUGCUUCGCUUGGUUCACUUAGCCUGCCUGAACCAACCAGAGGGGCCAAGGGCAAUGUGAGCAACAGGUCCAUGACUGAGGAGUACAUCAGUAAGUGUGUGCUUAAUCUAAAGAUUGCACAGACGUUAAUGCACCAGAAUGCCAAUUUGCUGAGAAAUGCCCAACAGAAGAUGGAUAAGCUUGAGAUGAUACAGAAGGAGCAGGAAGAGUGCAGCUCUUUGUGGGUUACUUCAAGAGAGUUUGCAAACGUCUACAGCUUGCCUUCAGCUGUGGGUCCUCCAGCUUUGAGUUAUAUUCCUCCUGUCAUGCAGCAAUCAGGGGGCCAGCAGCCAGAUAAAAGAGGCAAUUGCCCACCCCUAGAAAGGUUUCCAAGAACACUGCUGACUCUUUGUGGCCCUGGAAAACAGAACACAGGUAAACAAUUUCAGCCUGCUCAAGGAGCCAAGGAUAGUUUGGAAAGAAGCAGGAACCAAAAUACCAGUAGCCAAGGAAGACCUAGAGAGUUCAGCACCCAAGCCAAAGUCACACAGCUAAAUAGUGCUCUCUUCACCGUGUCAAGCCACCAGCAGGGACCGCCUGGGUCAUCCAGCCCUCACUGGGAUGCUACCAGGAUCAGUGUGGAAUCUGUGUCUUCUGAAAUCUAUAAUGCAAAGUCAAGAAAUAAUAAAGAUGAUGGAGAGGUACACUCAAAAUGGAAAAUGGAAGUGAGAGAAAUGGCAGAGAAAGCAGCUACUGGGCAGCUCACAGUUCCUCCUUGGCAUCCUCAGAGUAGUUUGACUUCAGAGAGUGAGGCUGAAAACGAGCCUCAUCCCCUGCUGCCGCCCCCCAUUAGGGGCUCUGAGAACACAGAUUGGCAGCAAGUUGUAGAAUAUCGCAGGGAAGUUGAUGACCCGGGAGGAAAUGGCAAGUUUGACAAAGUGGACAACAGUGACGGUGACAGGGACCAGUGUGGAAGACAGCCUGGGCCUCCAAGCUUCACCAGUAUCAGGCACCUGUCGCCCAGAGAAAAUGAGCAACCAGAGCAUAGUGAAGCCUUUCAAGCAAGUUCUGAUGCAUCUGUGCUCAUUGAGAAAUGUUACAGUACCUCAAGUCCCAUAGAACAGGACUUUGAAGGAAUUCAAGGUGCAUUUGCCCAGCCUCAAGCCUCUGGUGAGGAAAAGUUCCAAGUGACAAAAAUUCUUGGAAAGAAUGCUGAGAUUUUGACCCAGUCUCACUUUCAACCUAUACGAAGUACUGAAGGUGAACAAGAAGAGACAUUAAAGGAGUCCCCAAAGGAACCGAAAGAGAAAGACAUAUCAUUGACAGAUAUUCAAGACCUAUCUAGUAUUUCCUAUGAACAAGACAGCUCUUUUAAGGAAGCCUCAUGCAAAACACCCAAAAUAAACCAUGCACCUACUAGUGUCAGCACUCCCCUCAGCCCAGGGUCAAUUUCUUCAGCUGCCAGUCGCUAUAAAGACUGCCUUGAAAAUAUCACAUUUCAGGUUAAAACAGGAUCUACCUCUUGCAGGGACAGUCAAGAAUCUAUUCAAACUUUGUCUGAUAAAUUUACUACUAUCCAAGAGAAAGCAAAGAGCCUGGAUUCUCUCCUUACUUCCUCUGAAACUCCCGCUUCAAGACUGACUGAUGUCAAAAGAUUGUCUGCAUUUACUGGGGCUGGUUCCUCCAGCAUUGCUAAGGCAUCUGACAUAUCAUCCCAAACCACCCAGAGAAGGAGCCUGCCUAAAGUAGAAGUCAUCUCACAGCAUCGCAUUGAUGAGCUGCCACCACCAUCUCAGGAGCUCCUUGACGAAAUUGAGCAAUUGAAGCAGCAGCAGGCCUCAUCCUCAGUGUUGCAUGAGAACACAGCAGGUGAUCCCGGCAUCACUGCAAACGAUAAAAGUCACUUAGAAGAACAAGAAACUGGUGGUAAUAAAGAAGAUAGUAGCAUACUUUGGACCAAAGAAACUGAGGAUCUAGGAGAGGACACAGAGAGAGCUCACUCUUCGCUGGAUGAGGAUCUGGAAAGAUGGCUACAGCCACCUGAGGAGAGCGUGGAGCUACAGGACCUCCCCAAGGGCUCUGCAAGGGAAACAAAUACCAAGGAUCAAGAAGUUGGUGAAAAGAAGAUAAAAAGGGAAGAAAGCAUCAAGGCAGAGAGAAGGAGAUCAGAGAGCUUUUUAGGGACUUCUGAAGAAGAUGAAGUAAAACCCUGCUUUUGGAAGCGACUGGGUUGGUCUGAACCAUCCAGGAUAAUCGUGCUGGAUCAGAGUGACUUGUCAGACUGACUGAACUGGAUCGUGGAUGGACUCCUGGCCUGGGUUUGAGUGUCCUGGUUCCGAGCUCCUUUCUUUGUCUGCUUCGGUUGCCAUCAGGGCAGCAGCUGCAGGUCUUAACUCUCACCGUUCAACUGCCACAGCAGACAUCAUGGUUUGGCCCGUCUGUUGGCAGCACAUUCAACCAUUUUCAGUCAGGUUUCUGAAAACUGAGAGGUUUGUGAUUGUAAACAUUUUUUGUUGUGCCCAGAAUGGCUUUUGGUUUGUUUUAAGUCCUGUUAUAUAAUAAAAUGUUUACUUUUAAUA
Propithecus coquereli (Coquerel's sifaka) is the source of this 4650-nucleotide messenger RNA. RefSeq names its product testis expressed 14 (gene TEX14). Gene Ontology annotation, cellular component: intercellular bridge; kinetochore; midbody. Lineage: Eukaryota; Metazoa; Chordata; Mammalia; Primates; Indriidae. Gene Ontology annotation, molecular function: ATP binding; protein kinase activity; protein binding. The record is from RefSeq and is a predicted model, not a curated record. The transcript has 31 exons. Bases 1 to 4356 code for a protein of 1451 amino acids. Gene Ontology annotation, biological process: intercellular bridge organization; mitotic sister chromatid separation; protein phosphorylation.